GCAAUGAUUAAAUAAUAAUUGAAUAAUUCAAUCAUUUAAUUAUUUAUCAAGUUGAGUUCGACUCGGCUCACGAGUCAGUUUUGAUACCAAAUCUGUAACGUGCCAAAAAAAUUUACAAUAAAUAAUAAUUGAAUAACUGUACAGCAGAACAGUCUUCAUUUGAAAUUAGAAGAACGACAAAUUUUAUGACGACCAACGAUUUGGGUUUGUGAACGAGGGUUGAAUCAUAAGAAAGCUCAUAUUACCUUCCAUUGACCUUCCAGGCAGAAUGGAGGCAAAGCAAACCAGUCUGCAUCUCGGAAAUCAGGACUCAAUUCAGAAUCAGCCGCCGGCGAUCUUUUUCCGUCCAUUCAAAUCCUCAAGAACCGACUUCGACGCCGUCAUGGAUUUCGGCAGCGAUCAACGCGUGAAUCGUACUCUCCAAUUCGAUCCAUUCACGGGCCCCGACGAUGCCGUCCGCUUCAUCGAGACCAUCAUCCUCCCCCACCCCUGGUUCCGCUUCAUCUGCUUAUCAGAUGCCACCGACGAUCGUCCAAUCGGGUCAAUCGUGCUCCGGCCAGAAGAUGCCGGCGGAGGACGGCGUAGGGUUUCGAUUGGAUACAGCGUUGUGCCGGAGUUAUGGGGAAAGGGAAUUGCAACGGUGGCGGUGAGGAUGGCUGUGGCGGCGGCGUUCGAGCAGUGGCCGGAGGUGGAGAGGGUGCAGGCUUUGGUGUUCUUGAAUAAUCCGGCUUCGCAGAGAGUGUUGGAGAAGGCGGGGUUUCAGAACGAGGGGGUGCUGAGGAAGUAUUUGGUUUCAAAGGGUGAGUUAAUUGAUGUGGCUAUUUACAGUUUUAUUGCCGCAGAUUGCAGGGCUUUCUGAUGGUGAAGAAAUCGUAGAUAGUCCCUUCAGAAGAUGCAAAUAAACUGUUUGUUCAUUUGCCCCACUCACAAUUAUCCA
Messenger RNA from Dendrobium catenatum, 937 nucleotides. RefSeq lists its product as uncharacterized. The record is from RefSeq and is a predicted model, not a curated record. The coding region runs from base 269 to 859 and encodes 196 amino acids. NCBI's taxonomy places the organism in Eukaryota, Viridiplantae, Streptophyta, Magnoliopsida, Asparagales, Orchidaceae. The transcript has a single exon. Gene Ontology annotation, molecular function: acyltransferase activity, transferring groups other than amino-acyl groups.